UCACCCAGUAAUAUCCGGGCAACGGCCAAAUCGCCACAGCACUUGAAUGACUUGUCGCCUUGUACGGAGUACAGUAUUCGUAAAUAACGGUUGCGUACUAGGAGAUUUUGUCGCUGAGUCGGUGAGGCAAAUGUCGCCAGAAGUUGAGGCAAUACGUCCUCCGUACUCCAUACCGAACUGACUUUUGAUAUGGGAUGGAUGCGAGUAUGGUUGACUUUAGCGACGAAUGGGCCUCGUGGCAGAUUAGCAAGUAUUGUAAUUCUCGCCGCAGCUGCAAAUCCAGGUCCCAGCCUUAAUACAACAUCGCAUACGCUACCUUGGCUGCCUACAUUCCCCCCCGCCGCACACAAAGAGGCUCAAUCGCUGCCCGGGAGCUUCCAGAGCCAUCAUGUCCACCGAGUCUCUCGCACAGGAGCAUCAUCUCCAGCAUUGGGUACGAGCCCGAAUACUGUACAUACGAGGACCCAUGCCUGCAGCGCCCCACCUCUUUUUUACUUCUUCACUGCAUCUCUCUCGCAGCUGCAUUUCCAGUGGCACGCUAAAGCAACCCCCGGGCAUCCUCUGAGACCAUACAGUGCGAGCUCGUCAUGUCUUUUUCGUCUGGACUUUUUGCUUCCUUCGUGGAGGCAAGACGUGCAGCAAUUGACUAAUCCGGGAGAACACGAACAACCUGAAGCAAAGAGGCUUUUUGAAGCCGUUUUGACUACCCCCUUUCUCUUCUUUUUUGUGGUGCUGGUGUUGAUAUGAGGACAAAACACUCGAGCUUCUGAACGCGUGGCUAAUGUACUGCUGCCGCAUUCAUCCUGGGCCCCUGAGCUCGCCACAUCCAGAUGCCCGUGCGAAAACUGUACUGUACU
Molecule: messenger RNA, 857 nt
Organism: Trichoderma harzianum CBS 226.95
Lineage: Eukaryota; Fungi; Ascomycota; Sordariomycetes; Hypocreales; Hypocreaceae
Exons: 1
Coding region: 190-747 (185 amino acids)
Source: RefSeq, a predicted model, not a curated record